Molecule: messenger RNA, 2078 nt
Organism: Rhododendron vialii
Lineage: Eukaryota; Viridiplantae; Streptophyta; Magnoliopsida; Ericales; Ericaceae
Product: arogenate dehydratase/prephenate dehydratase 1, chloroplastic-like
Exons: 11
Coding region: 413-1609 (398 amino acids)
Biological process (GO): L-phenylalanine biosynthetic process
Cellular component (GO): cytoplasm; chloroplast
Molecular function (GO): arogenate dehydratase activity; prephenate dehydratase activity
Source: RefSeq, a predicted model, not a curated record
AGAUGGACGAGGUUGUUUUGAAAAAUACCCAAUAGGCUAAAAACGAGAGGUUGUUGAUUCCUUGUUUGAACCGUCGUCACCUUCACCAUGGGGGCAUCUAUAUUCAAAUCUGCACGAAAACUACAACACUCGUCAUUAGUCAUCACUCAUCACCAUUGUUGUUGGAAGAAGCCAAUCACCAAUUUUUUUUUUUUGAUCCGCUGAAGCCAAUCACCAUUCACACGCGUCGAAAACGACCUCUUCACCUACUCCCGUUUCUCCGUGCGUCUCACCUGGUCGAUCAAAGUCCUCAACCAACUCUUCCACUCCUAACACCACUUUUGCUUUCCACUUCCAUAUAAAUAACUCAUUUUUUCCAGAAAAAAAAGAAAAGAAAUACCCAUAUGAAAUUUUCUUGCAGUAAUUAUUCGUGAUGGCUUUAGAGGGUGUUGUUAAGGUUAAGGUGGGAUGUGCUGUUCCUCGUCUGGGUUAUGGAGAUUUGGGUUUUAAGCAUUCUGGGUUUGCAUUUUGUUGGGUGAGAGACAAGGAGAAAGGUCGCAAGUGGGAUUGUCGUGGUGUGUUUUCAGGUUUAUCGCCGAUACGAUCUGUUGACGGUGAGAGCUCUUCAAAUUCAAAUUCAGCGGCUGAAUUGCAGCGAUUGGUUGAUCAGACAGAAGGAAAUGGGUCCAGGAAGCUGCAGAAAGACUCGAGCUCCUCUCUUCCAAGGCCAUUAACUCUUUCUUCGUCUCCAAAUGAUGGAACAAAAGUGCGGAUAUCAUUUAGGGGGCUACCAGGUGCCUACAGUGAGGAUGCUGCACUCAAAGCCUAUCCUGGAUGUGAAACUGUUCCUUGUGACGAGUUUGAAGAUGCAUUCAAGGCUGUUGAGCUCUGGCUGGCUGAUAAAGCAGUUCUUCCUAUUGAAAAUACGCUAGGUGGAAGCAUUCACCGCAACUACGAUUUACUCCUUCGUCAUAGGCUUCACAUAGUGGGUGAGGUGCAGUUGACAGUUAACCUCUGCCUUCUUGCAUUACCAGGUGUCCGAACAGAGCACUUGAAACAUGUUCUCAGCCAUGCCCAGGCACUUGCCCAAAGUGAUAUUUUCCUGACCAAGUUAGGUGUUGUCAGAGAAAACGUCGAUGAUACAGCUGGUGCUGCCCAGUUGGUAGCCUCAACUGGACUUAGGGAUGCUGGUGUUGUUGCAAGUGCUCGAGCUGCAGAAAUUUAUGGCCUAACUAUACUUGCUGAGGGAAUUCAGGAUGACUCUGCUAUUAUUACUCGUUAUUUGGUACUUGCAAGGGAUCCCAUCAUUCCAAGAGCUGAUAAGCCCUUUAAGACGAGCAUCGUAUUCACUUUGCAAGAAGGGCCUGGAGUGUUGUUUAAAGCCUUGGCAGUGUUUGCAUUGAGGGGCAUCAAUUUGACGAAGAUUGAAAGCCGGCCACAGAGAAAGCGCCCUUUGAGGGUAGUUGAUGACUCGAACACUGGAACUGCCAAGUAUUUUGAUUACCUAUUCUAUAUUGAUUUUGAGGCUUCUAUGGCGGAGCCUCGUGCACAAAGUGCUUUGGGACAUUUGCAGGAAUUCGCAACCUUUCUUCGUGUUCUUGGUUGCUAUCCCAUGGAUACAGCUCUAUGAAUAUCCAUCAUGCUCGCGACGUAAUUAAUAUUUAUGCCCUAUUGAAGCUAGCGACAAAAUAGAUUUGUCCAGAAUUUGUUGCAGUGACCUACAUUCUUUCCUCCAGACAUCAAGAUAGUUGAAACCACAAGAUUGAAGGAUAAGAUCCACUGAUUUUGAAUCCAUUUUCCAGUGUGUUACAGCCAAUUGAGGUAAGAAAUGUAUCAACAUGAAACAACUUUGUUUGUGCGUAGAAGACGUCUCCACGGGUUGAGAUUGAACCCUAGUCUAACAAUCUGGCUUGCAUGAUUUGAUUACAAAUACAUUUUACUGUAUACAUGAGAAAAAGAGCAGUUAGCUCCCACUAAAGUGUAAAUGGACCAUUUGUGUUUCAAAUUCGUAGCUCAGGCGAUGACUUGUCGUUAUAACAUUGUGUAAACUGACAUAUAUACUCCAUAAAGUGCAAUUUUUUAAGUUGAGUAACUUGUCA